GUGUUUCCAGAGGGAAGUGAUAAUGCGCGGACCGACUGCUGUUGAUCAGCUGAUGUGUCAAGCAGAGUCCAGCCCUCACGGUUUGUUUUGUUGACGUUUAUUUGAAUCAGAAGACUUCUAGUCAUUGCACGCGCUGCUAAUGUAACAUCUACUCUUUGUUCUGCUACAUUUCUCUUUAAUAUUCGACGACGCUGUCUUGAGCGGAAAAGAAAAAGAUGCGUCGAUUUACCUCAGGAGCCGUUGUCAGUCUUUUGACGUUUUCAUCGCUAGUGUGUUUUAUUCUGAUAUUAUCUGCACAAACAUCAGAAGCUAAGAAUUCAGAAGACAUCAGGUGCAAAUGUAUCUGUCCACCUUAUAAGGACAUCGCUGGGCAGAUCUAUAAUCAAAACGUUUCCUUGAAGGACUGUAAUUGCCUUCAUGUGGUGGAGCCGAUGCCCGUUGAAGGCAAAGAUGUGGAGGCAUACUGUUUACGCUGUGAAUGCAAAUAUGAAGAAAGGAGCUCUGGAACCAUCAAAGGCACCAUUAUAGCAUAUCUAUCUAUUCUGGGCCUUCUGUUGUUGUAUAUGGUGUAUCUGACACUGUUGGAACCUAUACUGAAGAGAAGGCUGUUUGGCCAUUCACAGCUCAUUCAGAGUGACGAUGAUGUUGGGGACCAGCAGCCCUUCGCUAAUGCUCAUGAUGUGCUUUCCCGUUCUCGCUCUCGCUCCAACAUGCUAAACAAAGUAGAGCACGCUCAGCAGCGCUGGAAGAGGCAGGUCCAAGAGCAGCGCAAGUCUGUCUUUGACCGCCACGUGGUGCUUAGCUAAAAGCCUUCACGGUCUGGACUGUUAUAUGUGGGUUCUGGUAUUGCGCUAAAAGUUGGGUCUUCUCCAUGAGGUCCAAUCUCACUGGUCUGCCUGAGCAACCCCCCAGUGACCCCAGUGUGUUCAUUUCUUUCUGAUGUGUAGGUUUGUCGCCUUGACCAAUGUGUGUGAUUAAACCUUGUUUACUAUUAGAGUUCACUUGAUACAGAUAGUUUCCAUUUAAUUAUCACUGUGUAUCACUCUGAAAUUAGAAAAAAAAAGAAAAAAAAAGUUGACAUCUGUGAGUCCAGUCACACUGAAUUUGAUGUUGGUAUAGAAGUGACAAUUUCCUCAUCAAAUUAGGUGAUCAAUUUAUUCAUUAAAUCUUUUUAUAUAAAUUUCACAAUUGUUACAAAACACAAACCAUACAAUUCCAGUCUGAUUGUACAGUGUAAAAUUACCCCCUCUCUCUUCUCUCCUUACUCUUCUCUUUUUUUUAUUACCUAUUUAACUAUUAUAUGUAAAUAAUAAAGUGAAUGUGUUUUGUCCUUGUUCCCAAAUCAUAUGCUUGAAUGACUAACUUACCAAUUCAGUUCUUUUCUAGCUUUGUGUAGAUUUAGAUUCAUGAUGGUGUACAACAGUUCCUUUUGUUGUUUUUUGAAGACAGUAUUCAUAAGGUACAUUUUUGAAGGUGUCAAGAGUUAUAUUCUUUGUCAUUGAUUUGUGUAUAUAUAAUAACUGAAAUCUUCAGGUACAUGAUUUAACAAAGAAAGCUGUUUUGACCUUUUGAUUCAUAUUACAGUUUUGUUAAUACGGAA
Carassius auratus (goldfish) is the source of this 1600-nucleotide messenger RNA. RefSeq names its product transmembrane protein 9B-like. Gene Ontology annotation, cellular component: lysosomal membrane. The record is from RefSeq and is a predicted model, not a curated record. Gene Ontology annotation, biological process: positive regulation of canonical NF-kappaB signal transduction. Bases 216 to 806 code for a protein of 196 amino acids. The transcript has 5 exons. Lineage: Eukaryota; Metazoa; Chordata; Actinopteri; Cypriniformes; Cyprinidae.